Messenger RNA from Adineta ricciae, 909 nucleotides. The record is from the annotation of a GenBank genome assembly. Lineage: Eukaryota; Metazoa; Rotifera; Eurotatoria; Adinetida; Adinetidae.
AUGUCCUGGCGAUUAGCAUUUCACUCCACAAAAUUACUCUUUUCCUAUCUUAUCCCUUACAAAGUCAAAAUCUUCCGUGACGCAAUUUUCAGUGGAAAUAUCGCAGUUAUUCGACAAUUAGCUGCUGAAAGACCACGAUUGUUGCAACAAUCGAUCGAUGCUGAUGGAAACACUGCGAUAGGCUUAUCGCUGAUGUUGGGUGAAGUUGACGUUGUUAAAACUUUACUUGAACUUGGUAGUGAUCCCAACCUAGCAAACUCUUUCGAUGGUAAUCAUCCACUGGUGAUCUUGGCCAAAUUACGUUCUGACGAGAAUUCGAAACUAGCAGUAUUCGCUGAUCUUUUACUUGAUGCUGGAUCAAAUCCAUUACAUGAAGUACAAUACCAAGCUGAUAGCGCAAAACGUCUCGAUGCUACACAGACACCGUCAUUUCAUGAAACGCCGUUGCUUUGUUGUGUUCGUUUUCAAAAUGAAGAACUAUUAAAAAAAUUCAUCGAACAUCAGAUUGAUGUCAAUGCUCUCAAUCCCGAGACCGGUACCAGUGCAUUAAUGUUAGCUGCGUCUCUUGGCUAUCGCAAUAUAUGUAAUAUAUUAAUUGAAUCUGGAGCUGAUAUCAAUGCGAAAGAUCAUUCAGGUAAUUCGCCCUUACAUCUAGCUGCACAAGGUUACGGCGAGCAAAUUCCUGUUGCUGAACUCUUACUUCAGCACGGUGCUGAUGUCAAUUCUAUCAAUGACGAUGGCUUUACACCAGCUGUACUCGCUCGGAAAAUGGAAAAGGAUGCUUGUUUUAGACUUCUGGAAUCAUAUGCAGAUAAAAAUCCACCAAAAGCAGCUCCACCACCACCCUAUGAGCACGUUGAUGAAAUUGAAUCGGAUGAAAAGCAGCCAGUUCCGUUUUCUUUUCAUUGA